This is a messenger RNA of Python bivittatus (Burmese python), 2713 nucleotides long. The record is from RefSeq and is a predicted model, not a curated record. Lineage: Eukaryota; Metazoa; Chordata; Lepidosauria; Squamata; Pythonidae.
UAAUUUGUCAAUCUCUACUUUGAGAACUUAUUUGACAGCAGAGGAUGUAAGCAAUGGAUGCCCAAAUAAACGCCUAUGCUUUUUUGUCUUUGAUGUCAACUCUCUGCAGUUGAACUGGACAGAGAUAUCUUCCAGCAGAAGCCUUACUGGAAAGAAUUCAGGUUCGACUUAACACAGAUCCCCACUGGGGAGACCGUAAUGGCAGCAGAAUUCCGAAUUUACAAGAUGAAAAGUUUCGGUUGCCAUGUUAAUAAGACCCUUCAUAUCAGUGUGUACGAGAUCGUUCAAGAGCAUCACAACAGGGAAUCAGAGCUGAUGUUCUUAGAUCUUCAGGAGCUUCUGGCCGGGAUGGAUGGAUGGCUGGUCUUCGAUGUCACAGCUGCUAGUAACCACUGGCUGUUGAACCGCAAAUACAAUUUGGGUUUGAGACUUUAUGUGGAGACGGAGGACGGAGAGAGUGUGGACCCUGCGCUGGCCGGCCUCUUGGGUCGCCACGGACCACUUUCCAAGCAGCCCUUCGUGGUGACCUUUUUCCAGGAGAGUGAAAGCCAGGUCCGGCUCCCCCGCGCAGCCAAGCAGGCCAAGAAACGGCCCCAGCACAAAAGGACCCUCGGCUUCCCACACUCCAGCAGGCUCCCGGGGUUUUUUGAUGACGUCUCCGUUUCUGAGCACAGCCGGGUAUGCAGAAGGCACGAGCUGAACGUCAAGUUUCAAGAUUUUAAUUGGCUGGACUGGGUGAUUGCACCACAGAGUUACCCCGCAUUCUACUGUGAUGGAGAAUGUGUGUUUCCCCUGAACGCCUCCAUGAACGCCACCAACCACGCCAUCGUCCAGUCGCUGGUCCACCUGAUGAAGCCCGAAGCCGUUCCCAAGGCCUGCUGUGCCCCCACGAAGCUGAGCGCCAUCUUUGUUCUCUUCUACGACAGCAACAACAACGUUAUCCUCAGGAAAAAGCGGAACAUGGUGGUGAAGUCCUGCGGCUGUCACUAAUGCUGUGGCAGACCCGGGCCCUUUCUUGGGGGAGCGGACGCCUGACGUGGGUGGGGGAGCCUGGCUGCUACCUGCUUCUAAGAGGAAAGCCCCCUUGAAGGACAGGGAAAGGAGCAACCGGCUGCCCCGUGGAGCAAAGGAGGCCCAGCCCCGCCUGACCCGCGGACGACCCGGCCCCAGCCCCGGCCCUGGCCCUGGACGCCCAGCUCUGCUGCUGGCAGGGUGCUCGUCUCCUGAGCAAAGCAAACAGCCUCCCACAGAAAAACACCUUUGCCAAGCAAACUAAGACACGAACGGGCUGCAAGCAUAGCUCUGGCUUGCAUUCCAGGCCCACCUCUCCCCCCUCCCCUGACCCUGCACAACAAAUUAAAUUAAAUUUAAACCAAACACAUCAAAUAGACUUGUUUUGUAUAAAUGCUGACCGUAGCUUAUCAAAUAGCCCUAAUUCUGCAUCGAACAACAGGAGUGGCUGCUGGUUACUGGGGGGUGGGUGAGGGAGUCUCUUUUGGGAAGAACAGUGGUGUCUUGGGGAGUCCUGGGGUCUCUGCAGGGAUCCCCAGGUGUGGGCAGAUAUCUGCAGCUGGCCACCUUGCCUUGUCCCAGCAGUGCCAUUUCCAGAGCCCAAGCAGAACGCUUGGCAGCCCCUUUCCCACUCUGCUUUUCUCCCACAUUGCUCUGGUGCAGAGAGAGCGCUGCGGCGAGUGGCAAGAGACCUCAGCAGGCAUAAAACUGGCGUUGGCCCCUGUGGUCUUCCCGCUUCCCCUGAAGCAGCUGCUUCCAGGGGCUCUGCUUCUAUUCUGCCAAGGGGACAGGCUUCCCUACCAUCUUGGAGGCCCCCAGGGGCAAGCAGUUCAGAAGGGAGCCAGCCUUCUGGUGCAGGCCUUGAUCAGCUAGUGGGAGACAGCAGCUGAGAGGCUGCGGCUGGGGGAGAAAUCAGUUCAGCCUGCUUAUAAAUGCAAAGUUACCUGAUUUCACAUUUUUCAACCAAUACCCCAACAGAAGUUCAAUGAUCCUUUGAAAUUCACACCUUUUCAAAUUUCACCUUGCAAAGUUAAAAGGAUAUAUAUUAAAAAGUUUGCAUCUUGCAUGGAAGUUGUGUAUGUAAUACAUUGGCUAAGAAGAAUUGCUUAUAGACAUUGUACAUUAACUCAGAUUGCAAACGAAUAUGUAUAUGAGAAAUGUGCACAAUUUGUAGUGUAAACUUAAAAAAAAAAAAUUCAGACUACUGAGUUUGGAAGGGAGGAACAUGGGAAUGGGGGAAAAAAGAGGAAAUGAAGCAGAUUCAACCAACCCAAAUAAAUAUCUGUUGCAACUUUGCUGCCCCUGAGGAAUUCAUUUGGCCACCCAAGAAGAAAGGGCAGUUAUUGACAACAUGGAUGGUGGCAUCUUACACAAACAGCUCUUGAUGUGUCUCUAGUGUCAGAUUCAGCCGGCACGGAACGGCAUGGUGAAGGCACCGCUCAGCUUCGCCUAAGUCAAUUUCGCCGCCCAGGGGCAAGCGGAGAAAAAGGGAAGUGAAACCGCAAGCGGACGCUCUGAUGAUUGGCAACAGGUGGUGGCGCUUAACUCAAAACCGCAAGCGGAUACUUUGUAUCAGUGCUGGCUCCCCUCGGGCGCUGCAGACAAAGGGGAGCGCAGAGGCUCGGAAGGGAAGCGAUCAGCGAACGAUCGGGAACUCCCGGCCUUGCGCGCAAACAGGGAAGCCCAACAAAGGCAACAACAG